AUGCGCAUAUUGUAGGAGAAAAUUCCAAUUUCCAAGGGAUAGACGGCAAUGGCGUUGGCAGUUAGAGUACGAAUUGCAAUUCGGCCUCCCGCCAUCUGCUCGUCCAGCGAUUUUACUUGUCCUCCAAUACAAAAACUUCUCACGCAAACGCAGACGCAAUUCCCAUUUCUGUUCAAGAGUUAUGCUUCGUCUCUGUUUCAGACUCCGACGCUACCGUCGCCUUUCCCUCCCUUCCACUCGCUCCUUCUCUUCCUCAUCCUCUUCGAACCCAAUCGAUCCCCAAAACAAUCUCAAAAAUCAUCACCAACCACCAACCAUCCACCACAACCCCCUUGUCUUAACCGCCAAUGCUUCCUCUUCUCCUCGUUACUCCGUGCUCGGCCUUUCCACCGCUGUCGUAUCCUUUCUAAUCGCUUCCGUCGCUCUCCUCUCCUAUAAUGACCGCCACUCCUCAGAAUGUGAUUCUAAUUUCAUCCACACCGCCAUUGAACACACAAUUUCUAAAUCGAACGACUCUUGCAGGAGAGUCUUUUAUCACGUCAGGCAAACGGGCGUUGCCGCAUCGGUUCUAUGGCAGUCUUUGAGGUCCGUGCUUUCCUCUGCGAACCACGAAGUCAGGCUGGGGUUCGAGCUGCGGGUGGCGGCCUUGUUGGCCGACAUUGCUGCGGCAAAUGGAGGCCGCAGAGCGGCGUUGGUUGGAGCGGGCGGCGGAAAGGUGGUGGAUUGGUUGCUGGAGAGUGUGGCAGUGCGUGAAGACGGGUGUAGCACCCAGGCUGAGGCGGCCAGGGCGCUUGCUUACUUGAUUGCGGAUCCGGAUGUGUCUGCAGAUGUGCUUGGCAGGCCUCGCGCUGUGCCCUAUUUGUUGCGCUUUAUAUUUUCUCGCCAACCAAAGAAGAAGCAUUCAAGACGUAGUUCAUUCGAUAUUUGUGAUUCUUUGAAAGGUGGGAGCAUGCUUGUGGCUGCCAUCAUGGAUAUCGUCACAUCCAACUGCGAUAGAAGUUUAGAAAAGGUUCCUUGCAAGCCAUCCUUGCCUGGAAACGCUGAAACAAGGGAUAUUGCUGUAGCUAUUGAGGUCAUUGAGGAAGGGGGCUUGCAUAUGGAUAGGCCGCAGGAAAAUGAAGAUGAUGACAAUGGUGGAAGAGAAAUGAAGGGGAUUGGAAUUAAAAUCCUUGAAGGUACAACAGUUUUAGGGCUUACAAGAAAUAAUGGGUUAACAAAGUUGGAGCACUCUAAUUCCAGUAAUGUGGAAUCAUUUAGUCAGACUUCUAAAACCCUCAGCUUUUUACAAAAGAAAGAUGGUUCGCUAGCACAAAAUUUGUCUUCUACUGUUGUUCCUGGACUCUGGGAUGAUCUACAUUGUCAACAUGUUGCUGUGCCUUUUGCUGCAUGGGCAUUAGCCAAUUGGGCAAUGGCAUCUGAGGCCAAUAGAUCCCAUAUUCAGGAACUGGACCAAGAUGGUCAAGCUGUGAUGACUGCCUUAAUGGCACCUGAGAGAUCUGUGAAAUGGCAUGGAAGCUUGGUAGCCCGGUUGCUGUUAGAGGACCGACAUCUGCCCAUAAAUGAUUCCAUUUCGGACUGGACUUCCAGUCUUCUCACAACUAUUUCUCAGGCAAGUAAAAAUGAUGAUAUUCCUUUGGCCCAGGUGGCUUUAUCUGCUUUUUUGCUUUCUGUUGAGAGGAGCCCAGAGGCACGGAAGAUAGUGAUGGAAAAGGGUCUUGAGCUGAUGAGGAAGACAACUAAGCAGACAACAAAACACAAGCAAGUACAAGAAGCAUUAGCAAGGGCUUUGGAGUUACUUUCUACAGGGGAUGUGCAUUUAUCUCUUGAAGAGAGCGAAAAGUGGUCUGGCAUUCUGCUUCCUUGGGUUUUUGGAAAAGUUUCCUCGAACACUAUAGGAUCUUCAGCCACAAAAAUUCUCUCAUGCAUUCUUGAAGAUUAUGGACCUUCUUCUGUGCCAAUUUCUCAAGGAUGGUUAGCCAUUCUCCUAAAUGAAGUUCUGGCUUCGAUCAAGGCUUCAUCUAGUAAGGGAGGCAUUCAGCCCAAAAGUGAUAAAGUGAAGACCCAAAUUGAUCAGUCCAACAUUCUUUUCGCAACACAGACUGUUAAUCAGCUGGCAGGUGCUGUCGUAAAUCUAGCAGGGAAUCAACUUAGAGUGGCCACUGUUUCUGUUGAUACAUUCCCACUGGUAGAUCUUCUUUCCCUGGAACCUUUUGCUGGACCAUUUCAAAACUUUAAGAAGGAUGCUAUGUCUAAAUUUAAUGUGGCAGAUUCUGCUUCAGCAACCCUAAAGGGGAUCAAAGCACUGACUGAACUUUGUUCUGAGGAUUCUUUUUGUCAAAACAAAAUUGCUGACCUUGGGGUCUUGUGUUUACUGAGGCGCUUUUUGUUAUGUGAUGAUUAUGAGAGACUGUCUGCAAUGGAAGCUUAUGAUGCAUCUAGAGCCCUUGAGGGACAGGAGAGGGUUUCAAAUGUUGAUGGUGAGACGGCUAAUGCAGCUAUUAAUGGUCCAUCUAGUCUGCAAGUUCCACCUACGGCUCACAUUCGAAGACAUGCAGCUAGGCUGUUGACUGUCCUAUCAAAGCUUCCUCAAGUCCAGAAGGUUGUUCUAGCAGAUAAAACUUGGUGUAAAUGGCUUGAGGAUUGUGCUAAUGGGAACAUCCCAGGUUGCAGUGAUUGCAAAAUGCAAAGUUAUGCUAGGGCAACACUCUUAAAUAUAUUUUGUUGUCACCAUGCUGGCACAGACUCUGCAAACAUUAAUCUCCCUGAGAGUGGAGGUGCAAACAGAAACAGCAGUUGUCCUCAGUAUAAUGACAUGAUAUUUUUAAUUAAUCCUGAAAUGCCCCAUUGGAAGUUCUGUGAAAAUAUGGAUAGUAAGAAAGUUGGAAGUGAUAAAUCAUCGUUGGUUGAGGCUGAUUCUAUUAAUGGUGACAGUUCAUCUGUAACCAAAACUUCAAACAUUAUUGAAUGUUCUACUGCUGCCAAUGAAUCGCUUAAUAGAUCUGAAUCAGAGGCUCCUCAGCUAGAUGUUGUCUUUGUCCAUGGUUUGCGUGGUGGGCCUUAUAAGACUUGGCGCUUAGCUGAGGACAAAGCCUCAACUAAGUCUGGGUUGGUAGAGAAGAUUGAUGAGGAAGCUGGGAAGCAAGGAACGUUUUGGCCUGCCGAAUGGCUUUCAGCUGACUUGCCUCAGUCGCGUAUGUUUACCCUCAAAUACAAGUCAAAUCUUACACAGUGGUCUGGGGCUACCCUACCUCUUCAGGAAGUCAGCUCCAAGCUGUUAGAGAAGGUUGUCGCUGCAGGCAUUGGGAAUCGACCUGUUGUGUUUGUGACUCACAGUAUGGGAGGCCUGGUUGUUAAGCAGAUGCUGUAUAAAGCAAAGGCAGAAAAAAUCAAUAACCUUGUGAACAACACUGUUGGAAUUGUGUUCUACAGCUGUCCACACUUUGGUAGUAAACUAGCAGACAUGCCUUGGCGAAUGGGCCUUGUGUUACGCCCUGCUCCAACUAUAGGGGAGCUAAGAAGUGGAUCCCCUAGACUAGUGGAGCUUAACAACUUCAUCCGCCACCUUCACAAGAAAAGACUGGUUGAAGUCCUCAGUUUCUGUGAGACCAAGGUAACUCCAAUAGUUGAAGGGUAUGGAGGAUGGGCUUUGAGGAUGGAAAUUGUACCAAUUGAAUCAGCAUACCCUGGAUUUGGCGAACUUGUUGUGCUAGAGUCAACGGAUCACAUAAAUUCUUGCAAGCCAAUCAACUGCAGUGAUCCUUCCUAUGCAGAGACAUUAGAGUUUUUGCGCAAGCUAAAAACCCGUUAUUCUAAAGAGGAUGAUGCUUCACUGUGAUCUAAUGUGCUUGAAAAUCUGUGGUGAUAAUCAUGCAAAAGUUUUGGAUUAAGCUUUGAAAUUGCAUGGAGUCCGAAACAAAUUAUUCCAUCUGCAACUUAGUAGCCUGCAAUUUGGAUUGCUGACCUAAUGUGAUGAAGCUUGCAGACAACCUAUUCUUUCUGAAUCAUCAUACACUCGCAAAAAGAGAGAUUUUUUUUUUUUUUUAAUGUACAUUGUUAUCUUGUGUUUUGUCUUAAAAUUGUACAUUGACUUUGUAAAUCAUGUCUUUCUCAUGUACACUAGCAUCUGUAAAUAAGCCUACGCGUUAGAGUAGGUUCAAAGGUGGGUUGUAUAUACUUGAGGAGAAAGAAAUGGAAGUUAGUGAAGGUUACAGAGUUUGAUUUGUUUCCGCAA
Molecule: messenger RNA, 4231 nt
Organism: Hevea brasiliensis (rubber tree)
Lineage: Eukaryota; Viridiplantae; Streptophyta; Magnoliopsida; Malpighiales; Euphorbiaceae
Exons: 10
Coding region: 182-3835 (1217 amino acids)
Source: RefSeq, a predicted model, not a curated record